Messenger RNA from Guillardia theta CCMP2712, 851 nucleotides. RefSeq lists its product as hypothetical. The record is from RefSeq and is a predicted model, not a curated record. Bases 1 to 750 code for a protein of 249 amino acids. NCBI's taxonomy places the organism in Eukaryota, Cryptophyceae, Pyrenomonadales, Geminigeraceae. The transcript is spliced from 2 exons.
AUGACAGUGGACAACCGUUUGGAUCUUGGUACAAUCCAGCAGAAGAGCGGCAUCGCCGUCAGCUUCUGGGGCUACAUGACGGGAGCGAGUGGAAGUUGGGCUCGCUACUUUGACUUUGGUGGGAAUAGCAACUACUUUUACCACGGUGGAGGCUCAAACCUAUACAACUGGUUGUUCGCCGCUCCAGGCACGUCAACGUGGCCGAGAUGGCUUCAACUGGAUGUGUACGACGGCAAAGGUUAUUUUCCGUUGCCUUUUUCUGAUCACGUGAUCUCGAGUUGGCAUCACUUUGUUUUCUCCAUCAACAAGAACGGAAGCGCGUCGGCAAACACAUGGUCGGUAUGGAUCGAUAACGAGCUGGUGUGCGAUGCGUGUCAUGCUAGCGGUCUGACUUCCAUUCCCAUGGAUGAAAGGGGAUGGUAUAUUGCGCGUUCUCAUUGGGAAGUAGACGGAAAGACUGAUGGCGGCAUGGACGACUUCCGUAUUUACGAUCAAGCCCUCACAGCCCUGCAAGUCGCGGAAAUAUACUACGGUUCUGUGAUUGACAAUCCUGCUUCAACCCCCUUGGGGCCAAACUGGUUUCUUCACCCAGUCUACGUCAACUGCCAUAUGAAUCACACAUGGAAAGAUAUCAUCUACGGACAAUUGGCAAAGAACCAGACCUUCAAGUCGGGGGGCUGGAAGAUGAGCUCAUGCUCAGUUAGAUACGGUGAUAGCCUCGCGGCACUGUUCAACGGUUCAACGGUUUGAAGACGACUCGAGCUACUUUCAUGUUCAAGUUCUGUCUUUGUGUAUCAAACUUGAAAUGGUUUUGUUUUAGUAGUAUCCUGAGGCUCGGAUUUACGAAGCCU